This is a messenger RNA of Drosophila ananassae, 2355 nucleotides long. RefSeq names its product gametocyte-specific factor 1 homolog. The coding region runs from base 85 to 612 and encodes 175 amino acids. The transcript has 2 exons. The record is from RefSeq and is a predicted model, not a curated record. Lineage: Eukaryota; Metazoa; Arthropoda; Insecta; Diptera; Drosophilidae.
AAGCAGUGGUGCGCUUUCCAACACUUUUGUUUAGAGCGCCCGAACUGAAUAACUAAGUCACUUGUACUAUCUUAACCUACGACUAUGGAAAACUACGAUGAAUCUAUUAUGGUGAAUUGUCCCUACAACAAAGAGCACAAAAUGUUAAGGAAGAAACUCCAGCAGCAUAUCCUGAAGUGCCGAGAGCUUUACAAAGACACGGUGGAGUUGAAAGUCUGCCCAUUCAACAAGAUUCAUUUGAUCCCAGAGCCGGAGUUUUUUCAACAUGUCAAAAUCUGCGAGGACCGUAAGAUCAUAGUACAAUAUCAGACAAGUGCAGCGGCUGUUUUGGACCAAGAUACUAGGCACGCCAAAAUAGAAUGCGAAGAAAAUUGGGAUGAUGUCAACGAGCCCGAUUAUGAUCCUCAGGCCUACUGCUCCAAUGCGAAUAUUGUCCGGGAGCCUAAUGGGAUGUUUCCCUCGGAAAGGAAGGCGUUUAUUAAGGAGGAGAAUCGCCGUCGUUUCGGAGACGACUACGAAGACGAGGAAAAGCCAAAAAAGAACAAGUCCAAGGAUCCUCGCAGGGAGAACAGAUCUACGCCCUACAAUCUCAACGCGAAUAACAGAAAGUGAUCGUAAUAGGUUCCUAAACGCAGCUAGUUUUUUUUUUUAAAAAUACAUAUACUUAAGCAGUCACAGUCAUCAACGGUUUAUUCAAUUAUUAACAAAGGUUUCAGUGGCAUUCUAAGCUUCGUCCUUGUCAUCUUUAGCCUUCUCCUUUUGCUUUUCUUGCCAAAGUGCGAAACGCUUGCGCUCCUCUUCCCUGAAUUUUCUCCCAUCAUCGCGGGAGAGUCCGUAAUGGGAUCGAACCACAAAGUUUUCUUUUUCCAUUAAAUUUGGAGUGUAAGUAGGGACGUCUUCAUCAACAUCCCAGUCUGCUUCACACGGUACGCUCUUUUUCUGAUCAGUCUUUGGACUUUCGUCCGGUGUGACUUCCCAAAUGUCCGAUCUAUUGACACAUUUCUUGACGUGUUCCUAUUUAGUAGUCAGGAAAAAAUAUCAGAUUAUAAAUGUUAAUUAUACUUAUCGUACAUCUAUUUUCCACUUGCAAACCCGGUGGGAGCUGUUAAAAGGACAUAUAAGAAACUUGUCAGGAUUAAAAUCCUUGCCCCUACAAUGCACAAGAUGAAUAGACAUACGACCGCGCAGGACGCGAUGAGAUCUAUCGUACGGGCAUAUCACUACCUCGUGGAAAGAAGGGAAGUCCAACUCCUUUUUGCGAAGACUUGGCAUUUUGUACCAUUUAUGGGACAUUUUUAAAUUGAAUAAGUAUUGAAUUGAAUAUGUCUGCUAAAGAACUAAAUCGCAGCGAAAGAUCUACUAUUAGUAGAUUACAAAAAAAAAAAACAAUAUUUGAUACAAACCUUUUUCAGAAAAGCAGAGAUGAUAUACUAUAAGAUAUGUUCGUAUGUGUUUACAGCCAGCAGAUGAUACUCACUGUUUUUAAAAAAAAAAACAAAAAACUAAACUAAACUGUUUUGAAAAAAAAACGCAAAAAUAAAUUCCGAUAGAUUUCAGAAAAACAAAAAAAACAAAACAAAAAACGAAAAUACGAAAAAAGAAAACGAAAACUCUAAACUGUUUUGGAAUAACAACGGAAAAUCUAUUUCCAAAAAGAAAACUCAAAACUGUAAUGAAAAAUAACGGAAAAAUAAUCUAUUUCCAAAAACAAAAUGAAAACUUGAAACUGUUUUGAAAAAACCACGGAAAAUCUAUUUCCAAACGCAAAACUGGAAACUGUUUUGAAAAAACAACGCAAAAAUGAAUUCCGAAAAUCUCGAAAAAAAAUAAUAGAACGGGAACGAUAUUUUAGAAACACUCAACGAACUGAACUCAACGAUCACUUAACGUAAAGUGAAAAUAAAUUUACAUUUUUCCUACAGGCAGUCAGAAAUGGAACGCAUGGAUUACUUGAUCAGAUGAAUGGAUCUCGUUUGCUCAAAGUUAGUUAGUUUAGGUUAUAGGCAUAAGAUUUAGAUCUCUAAUUGAUUAAGAUUUUUAUAGCAUUUUGUAAUCUUUAAAUAUUCCAAUUGUUAAGCCAACCACUGAAGUUGCAAACUUUUGGGAAUCAAAAAGCGUUGUUCAAGAAGACACACACUUCGAGAAGGUUUUGGCUUUAUCCACUUUUCAAAUCAAAACAUUAAGAUGAUCCAUUUGCGAAAAGAACUAUUCUUUAUUGUAAAGAAAGGUGGCAUUUUCACACGCUAUUUUUUUUUUUGUUGUUGAUUUGUUUUUUACACUCUAAUCCGUACGGUAAAAACAGUAAACAGUGUGUCACAUUGGCUGGUCCACUAUGCUGCUUCUCCUUUACGCGGU